AAAAGCGUUCAAUCACCUUUUUCCACAGUACUAGUACAUUUGGCAACUGUCGAGACGCCGAGAGCUCCAUAGCUAGUCUAGUUGUCAGUUUCAUCGUCAGGCCCAACCUAUCUUUUAGUGUCAAGCGGAGAGUGUGCCCUCCUCUCCUCCAUUCCUGGAGCUCUAGUUAGCUACUAGACUGGUCACUCUAUUAUUGGAACGUACCGUAAAAGUGUGAGCAUCAUCUGGAAAGACAAGACACAAAGACGGUCAUCCCAUUCAAGUCCACCUCAAUCGUACAGUAGCGCUUUGUCGUUAAUCAAUUGGUGAAGUGAUUUUAAGUGAAGUGAAUCAGGUAUCAAUCAGAAGAAGCAAUGGGUGAAGAGCAACAGCAAGAACCAGACUCUACAACAUCUCCUCCUCGAGUGUCAAUAGUGGAAGAGGCUCCUCCGACUCGUCCCCGUGCCAACACUAGUUCGAGUGCGGUACACAGUGUAGGUACUGGUAACAAUCAUCUUCCCAUUCAUCGACUCUCCAUUCCCACACUGCAACCCUUUGGAAUGAUGGUAGGAGGAAUUACUACUCCAGGAGAAGCCAUGGCCAUGAUGCAGAUUCCACCGCAUACAGCAGCUCGUGUCUUGAAGGGUGAAAUUCACAAUGUACUCACUGUCAUGAGAGCUGAUCCUCGCUACGUGUCACCUCAUCGCUUCGAAGACGAACUAGUCGAGCAAUACGAACAUCCGUUGCUGGCAAAGUUUCGAGAUUUGCACGCGACACUCUGUGCGUGGGAAUCGGCUCCUCAGACGGAACUGCCCGAUGCCAUGCUCUACUUGCCACCCUUUUGUGAAGCCAUUCAAGGACGCGACAUUAAUGCAUCCGUCACCGGAGCCGCUCUCUCGGCAUUGCACAAAUUCCUACUAUACGGAUUCUUGACACAGACCACUUCGUCACGAACUGCCGCUCAGGGUAUGACGUGGAUGUCCAAUGCACUCUUACAAUGCACUUUUGAAGAAUCAUUGCAGGGAGUCAAUGCCACUGGUGGAGGUGUCGGAGGAGUCGUCAAGUACUUUGAACCGGGAGGAGGUCUGUCAGGGACGGCCACGGGAACAGCGCUAGAAACUGCCAGUUCAAGAGGCAUUGCCAUGCGAAGAACGCUCAGUCAUGAUUCCACACGAGCCAGUACGGUGGCAAUCCCUUCUCAUCUUCACCAUCAUCAUCAUCAUUCGAAUCCACAUCACUCCAGAGAUGGAACCAACACCUCACGGACAGUCGUCGGAACCAUGCUCUUGCACGAUGACGAACAAGUCGUACUCAAACUAUUGGAACUAUCGGCAUUGGUCGUAAGGUGUUCCCUGCAUCCCUCAGAACCACUGUUGUCCACCGAUUUGAUCAUUGGAUUGCUAGAUACAUGUUUGCAUGUCUCGCAUCGAGCAAAACGAGCGUCGCCACUGCUCAAGAGUGCUGCGGCCGAUUCUUUAGGGCAAAUUGUAUUGCAGGUAUUCUCCACCAUUACGUCGCCAUCACGAUCCUUUGUCGCACGAUCCAAUACCAUGGAUACCAUGGAGUCCCACGAUUCACUCCACAACACUACCAGCCAAGACGAGAUUGACAAUUCCCCACUCUUGGAAGCACGCAGGGAAAUUCUACUCAAAUUGACGAAUCUACUCAAUCCGCAACAAAACAAUGAUGCUACCUGUGCCACUUCCCUCACUCUCAUGAACAUGGCAUUUGAAACGUUGCGAGAAGGAUUCACUCCACCGGAAAUUGCUAUUCUACAAAAUGACUUUUGCAAAUACUUGCUGCAGUGGAGUACCACCCACGAUCUCAUGAUUCUCAAUUUGACACUACGAGUCAUUUUCAAUCUAUUCCAAUCCAUGCGAAAUCAUCUCAAGGUACCGUUGGAAGUAUUCUUGACCAGUGUGCACUUGCGCAUUCUGGAUCCGGCAUCGAGUGCCACAUCGGAAGAGCGAGAGGUCGCGCUCGAAUCAUUGCUCGAGUUCUGUCAAGAAGUAGCGCUCAUGCAGGAUAUAUAUCUCAACUACGAUUGCGACAUUUCAUGUACCAACCUCUACGAGUCCAUAUGUACCACGCUGGGGCGGGUAGCGUGCGCCGACGGGACCAACAACCGGAUCAUGCUCACACCCACAACUCCGUCGUUGAUCCCGUCCGGGGGAACGCUGCCAACCACGGCCGAGUCGUUCACUACUGCAUCCUUUGCGUCCCUAAACUUUGAUAAUCUGCACGGCAACAACAACAAUAGCGGUGGCAACACCAACAGCAACUUUCUCAAUUCGCAUCAACAGCCGUCAUUGGCAUCCUUCCGGAAUCAAACAUCUGUGCGACAGUUGAAAACAGGAACCGGUGCCAACACAUCCGAUGACAGCAGUACUCUGAUUAGUGAUCUCUCCAGCCACGGAGGGACCAGUUCGUCCGUCUUGCAUUCCCCGCGGCGAGACAAGUCCACUCUGACAGGAAUGGUGGGAGCUGGGCAACCCCAAGCACCGCAAAUACCCCUCAAUAUUCUCAACAAAGUGGCACUCGAUGGGAUCCUGGCCAUUCUGGAUUCCAUUUUUCGACGGUGCCAGUCUCAUCUGCGGUACGAAGAUUUGAUUCACAACCACGGCAACCAAAAUGCCCACAGCAACGGAAAUGACGGGGGUAGUUUGGAUGGCAGUGUCGCUGCCAGUCAAGCGAGUGAAAUUGGUAACCUACGAUGGCAGAUGGCUCCCAAAGACAUGUCGGAAGAAGUGCUGCAAGAACGCAAAAUCAAAAAACAUUUCCUGGCGUUGAUUGCCGCGGCGUUCAAUGAAGACGCAUUCAACAACAAGUGGCUGCAAAUUGCCAUUGACAAUCAAAUCCUUCCGACCGAACCAUUGCCCAAAAACCCCAGCCCCGACGAUGCGCGAGUCCUUCACCCGCUGGGAGUGGCACCCGACAAUGUCGCCGAUCUCUUGUAUUCCACGCACGGGCUUGACAAGGCGAAUAUCGGAGAGUACAUCAGCAAAGGACCCAAAGAAAAGUACCCCUUCCAUGCACACGUGCUGGGAGAAUUCGUGCAUCGAUACGACUUUUCGGAAUUGACAUUUGCGGGUGCUGUCCGCAAGUUCUUGACCAAAUUCCGACUGCCUGGAGAGGCGCAGUGCAUCGAUCGACUCAUGGAAGCCUUUUCCAAAGAACUGUAUCAACAACAAAAGGGCAAACAAAUAGUGACAACCACCUCCAACGUCGAUGAUAACAAAAUCAAAGAAGGUCAGGAAUUGGACAACAGUAGGGCCAGUGAAGAUGACGGGGAUGGCAAAAAGAGCUCAGAGUUUGUGUUUAAGAACUCAGAUGCCGUGUUCGUUUUGAGUUUCUCUACCAUUAUGCUUAACACCGACUUGCACAAUCCCAGUAUGAGACGGAAUCGACGCAUGACACUGCAACAAUUCAUCAAGAACAAUCGAGGGAUCAAUGGCGGAGAGGACCUGCCAGAAGACUUCUUAGCCGAACUCUACGAACAGAUCAAGACCAAAGAAAUUCAGGUUCAGGCUGAAGUGGGCGAAUUCUUUUCCAUGACUCAAACAAUGAUGCAUUCUACCACCACCAGCACGUCCAAGAACUUUCAGGAAACUUUCAGAUCUACGUGGGACAGUGUCUUGACGAAUCGGUCGCAAAACGUCGCAACUGCUUUUUUCACUCCACCUUAUGCAGCACGACAAUCGAUUGAACGAGCCGGGAUUCACGACAAGGAAAUGUUUGUCACCAUUGCCAACUGCGGGGCCAUUCAGAGUUUGGCGGGAGUCUUUUGCCGAUCAUGGGAUGAUGACUUGGUAGUCCGAGCACUGCGGGGACUCAAGCAGAUGGCGAAAAUGUGCGAAUUCUUUGAAACAGACGAGAUCUUGAACGACAUUCUGCAGAUCCUUCUACGAUUAGGACGAGACUACAUUAUGGGAUGUACAGCCCUGGAACACUCUGGGUAUGACAACGGGGCCCCGAUAUUGCCCAACGGUCGGAUGCCAAUGGCAGUACUGGGAGAGGACAAUGACGAAUCAGUCAUUAUUGACACAGAAUCACCGGUCCCGACCAGUCUGCUUUGCUCACCUAAGGGCGUCGAUCCCUUGCACGCCAGUUUUGCGGUUCAUGCCCAAAGAAACAACAAUGUGGGCACUGCUAGUUCUGGGGAAGAGGAUGACGAAGCGGAGGCGGAAGCCGAAACCGAGGAAAAUGAUGGCGAUGACGACGAAACAGAAGAGGGGGUAGACGUUGUUGAUGUCACUGGGAGUGCAGCUCAUAGGGGACUGUUGGCUCUGGACACCGCCUUUGUCAUGCUAAGAUCAUUUGCGCCUCGGGUGAGGGAAGCCUGGCCUGCCUUUAUCGAUUGCAUAUGUGCGCUACGUGAUGCGAAGGGCUUGCCCGCUGGUCUGUCAGACUUGGAUGACUUUGCAGACAGUAACGGCAACGUCUUGCCGCUCUCCAGUUUUGCGCAGAAUUCACAGAAGCGACUCGACGAUCACUAUCGCGCACUGCUCGGAAAAGACGAUGCCAAUAAGAAAAAGAGCUGGCUUCGAAGUUUGUGGGGACAGCCCAAGAAAGAAAAGGGGAGUGGGCUCAACGAGGAAUCUGAGCGAUCGCAGCGUUCGGGUACCAAUUCUGGCAACAUCAAGGAAGAACUGUCGACAUUUUCCAUGCGGCUGUUGGAUGUGGCUGAAAACUGCGACGUGGAGAAAGUGGUCGUUCAGAUGGGUUCUUCGACUGGAAACGAAGAAGAGCCUUCCCCUCAAUUGCACCACGAGCAACAAUUCAUUGCCAUCCAAGCGCUGCUGAUAUCAGUGGACGAGUAUCCAUUCGAUGACGACCCGGUGUUAGAGCAGCAUGCCAUCUUCUCUCUGGAGCUUGCUGCUCGAGCCCUGCUAACAAAUCGUGAAAAGGCCACCGAACUGUUCUCUCUGUUUCUUCAAAAGUUCGAGAAUAUUCUGAGCAAAGUGGACGACAACAAAAUUCCAGCCCCUUUCAUGGUGGAGCGUGUUGUCGUUACCAUUUUGAGAUCCAGCAUACAUCUAUACGACCUUCCAGACCUUCGGCCGCAUCUACGAGCUUCGUUACACCUGCUCAUGAUGUCCCUUCCUCGUAAAUUUAUCGCCCAAAUAUCGGAUCGAAUGGCCUGUGGUUUAGCAAUCAUUUUGAGAGCUUCGUUCCACUUUUUCGAGACUCCCAAUGAGUGGACGUUCAUGGGGGACACGUUAGACAUGCUUGCCAACUACCAGGCAGCCCGAGGGUUCGUCUUCGAUGGAAUCGCAUCUACGGUGGAGUACGCUCUACCAUCGCCACCAGAAGACGUUGCAAGCGAACACCUGACACAAGAAUCCGCGUCCACACUGACAUUUGAGCAGAAAGAAGAGGAAGGCGACAACCACAACCAGGACCCCGCAGAACAACCUCCACCACUGUCGAAGGAUGCUUGUGUGGCACUGACGAGAAUCCUCAUCCGCUUUGUGCUUGGAUUCUAUCAAAAUGACCUAUCCCUUUCGUUGCCAGCAAUGUUGUGCCUGGAGAAGGUGUAUCGACACCUCGUUUCACUGUUGGCACCACCCGAAGUGAAAGAGGAAGGCAAAGAAAAUGGCGAAGGACAAGUGUCUUCUGGCAAAGUCCCCGACAAGGAACUGUGGCAGAAUGUGAUUGUUUCCGUCUACAGCGUUUGUCGUUCCGUGGACGAAGAGUCGUCUCGUUGUGGAAUGGAAUGCUACAGCCGUCUAAUGAAAGAAACGAAUGCGGAUGAGAUCUCUGACGACAAAUGGCUGGCAAUCCUUUAUCUGAUGGUCAACAAGCAGCCACCCUUGUCAGCGGAUAUAUCCCGAGCCAACACUUUCACUGUGCUAGGUCAAGUCCUGAUGAUGGUGUUGCCACCUCUGAGCCAUCGCAGCGAGAACUGGGAAGACUUGACAGAUCUGAUCCAACAGAUUGCGGGGGUGGCGGAAGAGAAUCUGAGGGAGGGUCGUCAAGGAAGCGUGAGUCCCUUGUUUCAAAAGACCGUAGAGACGGUUACGGAGUGUGCCAACAAGAUGAUGUCAGAUGGCUUUGAUGGCGACAAAGAGUUUAGCACUUGGGCUAGCGAGACUCUACUGGCAGAACUCGAGAAGUUUGGUGCACUGGGGGGAUCCAUCAUCAACACAGCCCACACGACCUGAGCUCCAUUACUACGCAGUGGAUCGCCGGCGCUGGCUGCGCCCGCCUAAUGGUAUCGGACCGGUACGCAUAACAGUACUCUAGAGGAACCAAUGUUUGUACAGUAGUUCAAGAAAGGCUCCUAGCUAUCAUCGUCUUAUUGUGUAU
Messenger RNA from Seminavis robusta, 6288 nucleotides. The record is from the annotation of a GenBank genome assembly. NCBI's taxonomy places the organism in Eukaryota, Bacillariophyta, Bacillariophyceae, Naviculales, Naviculaceae.